Molecule: messenger RNA, 1766 nt
Organism: Brassica rapa (field mustard)
Lineage: Eukaryota; Viridiplantae; Streptophyta; Magnoliopsida; Brassicales; Brassicaceae
Product: branched-chain-amino-acid aminotransferase-like protein 2
Biological process (GO): carboxylic acid metabolic process
Molecular function (GO): catalytic activity
Source: RefSeq, a predicted model, not a curated record
UGCAAGGCGGUGACUCUGUAUGGGAAGGUCUUAGAAUCUACAAAGGCAAAGUAUUCAAGCUUGAAGAACAUCUAGAUCGGUUGUUUGAUUCAGCAAAGGCUCUAGCUUUCAAUAAUGUCCCAACCCGCGAGGAGGUAAACAUUUUGAUGAAGAUCAUACCAUUGUCAUAGUUUGGAUUCUUGGGUUUUGAAUGAUAGUUAUCAGUUAUCACAAUGGAAAAUGCAUAGGUAAAAGCAGCCAUCUUCAAAACUCUCAUAACCAAUGGGAUGUUUGACAAUACACAUAUAAGACUGUCUCUAACCCGAGGCAAAAAGGUAUGAGACUAUUAGUUACACCUUUUAACAAUUUCAAAGUAAAUAUUAAACUCAAACAAGCUAUGGAUUUGUUAAGGUCACUUCUGGAAUGAGCCCUGCGUUUAACCGUUAUGGAUGCACAUUGAUCGGUAGUAGUUCUUUAUUUGUCUCUUGCAACCAUUAAACUAUUUAGUCUAUGGAAUAUGGUUUUUGAUAAUUAUUUUUUGACGAAAUAAUGAAUAGUCCUUGCUGAAUGGAAGCCUCCAGUAUAUGACAACGAUAAUGGAAUUGUGCUGGUGACUGCAACUACACGUCGCAACUCUCCCACCGUAUAGUCCCAUUAAAGUUUCAUGAUUUCAUAUAUGUUUAGCUGAGAGACACAUCUACUCAAAAGUGUUGUUUACCAUCGUUGUUUUUUUUUUGCAGAAUUUAGAUUCCAAGAUUCAUCACAACAAUCUCCUCAAUAACAUACUCGCAAAGGUUCAGUCAUUUGCCACAGAAUCAUGUGAUCAUGUGUUGGUAAGACAUAGUUUUUAGAUUCUUUCUAUGUGAUAAUGACACAGGUUGAAAGCAACAACGCUAAUGUCGAUGAUGCAAUCAUGCUUGACAAGGAUGGCUUUGUGUCUGAAACCAAUGCAACCAACCUUUUCAUGGUGAAGAAUGGCGUAGUUCUCACUCCCCAUGUAGAUUACUGUCUCCCAGGGAUUACCCGAGCUACUGUCAUGGAACUGGUGGUGAAAGAGAACUUCAUCCUGGAAGAACGAAACAUCAGCUUGUCGGAAUUUCAUACAAGUGAUGAGGUUUGGACUACAGGAACUAUGGGAGAACUCAGCCCGGUUGUGAAAAUUGAUGGUCGUGUGAUCGGUGAAGGAGAAGUAGGACCGGUUACAAGAAAACUGCAAAGUGCUUACAAGAAACUGACCGAUGAUUCGGGUGUCCCGAUACCUACUUACCAAAAACUUUGAACCAUGUUGAAAGAACUAUGGGUGUGUUUACGCAAGUCCAUAAAAGACGUUGCGUCGUUUUCACUUUGAUAAUAAUAAGUGCAUGAUGUUUUUAGCACAUGAUGGUUUGGGCCAAUGUAAUAAAGUUGGUCGCGUGCAAGUCAAGUGUGUUUCGUCCUCCUCGCCUAUUUCAUUAUCAUGUUUAAAAUUGAUGGUCUUCCCUUCUUCUUCUUGUAUGGCAACUGGAAAGUUCAAAAUUUGAUCGUUUCUUUUCUUUUGCCAUAGCCGUCAUUUAACGAUAUUAUUUAAGUGUUAAGAUAUUGUUAACUACCAAAUUCAAAUAGUUUACUAGAUACAGUUCUAAAAGUGUUCGUUGGCCCACGUCCAGUGACAAUUUCUGAGAGAGUACCUCAGCUAUUGAAAUAUUUUUUUAAAAAAUACAAGUUAGAAAGAAAAGUUGAUAUCUCUACUAAUAAAAUGGACCUUUUGAGGCUCCAUAGAGCGUCCACAUCAGCAAAAAAAAACUACU